Messenger RNA from Ogataea angusta, 465 nucleotides. RefSeq lists its product as uncharacterized. Bases 1 to 465 code for a protein of 154 amino acids. The transcript has 2 exons. The record is from RefSeq and is a predicted model, not a curated record. Lineage: Eukaryota; Fungi; Ascomycota; Pichiomycetes; Pichiales; Pichiaceae.
AUGGAGAUGCAGCAAGCUGCGCAAGACAGACUAGUUAAGACCGCUGUUCAGGUGAGCUUUGCAUCAGCAGUGGCAUCGGGAUCGUCGUACGCCAGCGAGGCUUACGGCGGAGACGGGACGUACGAAACACACCAUGGAAUUUUUGCAUACUACAAUUUCCGUUACCCGAGCCCUACUCGGUCGAACGAAACUUUUGCGCAGAUUCUGGGCACAUUACGCCGGAUGACCUGGACAGGCGAAGCUGAGCAUCUUGCAGUGAGCGUGCGCAGCGAGGGCGCCACGAAUUUCAAUUACGAUGUGGACGACGAAAUGAAACAAGCCCACAGAGAAAGUCUGCUUGAUUGUGACUUGCAUAGAGCUGCUAUUGUAGGACGCAAGUAUUUCCCAACACGGCUGAGCAGUAAGAUAAUUGGCGAUGACCCGGGCGUGGACUGGGCCAAGGUUACGCUUGGCUCUAGAGGAUAA